Messenger RNA from Vicia villosa (hairy vetch), 1084 nucleotides. RefSeq names its product GEM-like protein 4. The transcript is spliced from 3 exons. The record is from RefSeq and is a predicted model, not a curated record. The coding region runs from base 473 to 1009 and encodes 178 amino acids. Lineage: Eukaryota; Viridiplantae; Streptophyta; Magnoliopsida; Fabales; Fabaceae.
AUAAAGCUCUGCUGAUGCAUUCUCACAAAAGUAUAUCCUUCUUCACUUAUACCCAUUUUCCCGAAACAGUGUAAUUCUCCAAAGAGUUGGCCGACAACAUGUCAUCUGCAUACCAUGGGAUCUUGCUCCUAAAGAUAUAUGACCCUUUUUCUCCUCACCCUCUAAAAAUAAACCCUUUUAAGUUUUUUUUAUUAAAAAGCUAACUUAUAUCUUUCUUCUUUACCAUAUCUUUCUAAAAGCAACCAAACAAUCCAUGAUGUCAAAAUAUUAUCUUGAAUAAAGUCCUUCAAGUUUCCAUGUCAGUAGUCUCUUUAUUACAUCAACCAAGAUCGUGGUUGUGUCAUCCCACUAAAGGCUCAAGAUUCAUUUCCUAUUUUUCAUCCCUUUAAAUACAACCUCUUAAGAAUACAAAAGGACUGAUCUAACCAAGUGAGUCCAACUUCCUUGAAAUCUACUAGCUUUCCCUUUCAACAUGCAGACCUCACUUCUUCACGAGCUAGUUGUUGGAACUCCAGUCAUAUAUGACCAGUUUCAAAAGUUGGAUAACAGAUACUUGCUUGAUUACGGCUCACAUCAAUUUCAAUAUCCAUCUAAACAUCAAAGAAAAUGUAGAGCAAAUUCUAACCAGAAAAAACGCAGCAGGAAAGUCAAUAGUAAUUCUGAAAUUUCAGUGAGACCAGGGACAAACAUAUCUGAAACUAUUAAAAGGAAGUUGAGCUUAGGGGCUCGCAUUCUUCAAGUUGGUGGAGUGGAGAAAAUGUUCAUGCAAUAUUUUAGCGUGACAGAAGGGGAGAGGCUGUUGAAAGUUUCCCAGUGUUAUUUGUCCACCACGUCUGGCCCUCUAGCUGGUCUCCUCUUCAUCUCAACUGAAAAGGUUGCGUUUUGCAGUGAAAGAUCCAUAAAAGUCUUUAAUCAAAAAGGUCAAAUGUGUAGGAUCCGCUAUAAGGUUGUCAUUCCUGCGAAGAAGAUAAAGUGUGUGAAUCUGUUAGGAUAUUGGUUUGGGCCUUAGUCCAAACCAAAUAAAUAGGAGUUGGCUCAAUUAGUUAGUUUUUAUUCCCCAAAUAAUUAGGAGUAGCUCAGUUAG